Molecule: messenger RNA, 2362 nt
Organism: Aspergillus campestris IBT 28561
Lineage: Eukaryota; Fungi; Ascomycota; Eurotiomycetes; Eurotiales; Aspergillaceae
Product: RNA polymerase-associated protein
Exons: 4
Coding region: 298-2097 (599 amino acids)
Cellular component (GO): Cdc73/Paf1 complex
Molecular function (GO): RNA polymerase II C-terminal domain phosphoserine binding; DNA binding
Source: RefSeq, a predicted model, not a curated record
CUCUUCCUUCAAACCCGCCACUCGACCCUCGACCCCUCCAACCCUGUCGCAUCCUUGUGUUGGACCUCACUUUGCCCUUUUUCUACUCUCAAGUCCACAUACUAAGUGUUCUUUUUGCGAUUAUCCUCGAAUUUUAUCCGUUUCAUUGUCCGAUUUGGCCACCUCAGACCUUUCUGCUCUUUGCGACGGCCGGUUAGGGGGUUUCAUUCAUCGCUCUCCAACUUGUUACUUCCUAUUGUACCCCUCUGAGUCAUACGUCACCUGAGACUUACGACACCCUACCCCUCACCAUUCACCAUGGCCGACGAUUUGGACGAUGAGCUGCUCCGGCUGGCGGGCGACUCGGGCGAUGAGGAGGCAGCCAGUCCCGAUUCUCCUGCUUCCUACUCCCCAGACGACUCAUCAGCCAUGGCACGUAAAGGUACCGCGAAGUCUGUUCGUCGAGGACGGAAAUCGCGAAAAGAUGAGGAUGGAGAACUGUCCGAUGCCGAGUCUCACAACUCUCUCGACUCUGCCAGCAUGUCGGAAUCAGACGCCGGUGAUUCGGAGGGCUCUGGCCCGGAGGUCGAUGAUGCAGGACCGAUUUUCCCCUACGAUAAACUUUACUAUUCGUCGAAAGACAAAGAGGAGAUUAUGGCGAUGCCCGAAAUCCAACGAGAACAGAUCCUCUCCGAUCGAGCGCAGCAGGUAGAUCGCCACAACCAGGACCUCGCUCUGCGUCGUCUCCUGGCCUCUCGCGAGCGCGAAGAGGCACGCCAGGCGAAGAAGAACAAGCGAAAGGCCGGCGCAGCGGAUCUCGAAGAUGGAAACCGAAAGAGUUCGCGACAAAAGAUGACCCUCGGUGGUCGCAAGGUCGGGGAAACGUCGGCGGCGAUUGACGCCUACAAACGCCAGCGAGAGCAGAAGGGCAAGCGGGAUGAGCUCCGUCGUCGGGAACCCAGUGUCAGAGAAAAGUCGCGAUCGAAGGAGGACAAACUUUCGGAUGACGAUGCCGAAGGGGAGAGCGAAGUGGAAUGGGAUGACCGGGAGCGCUCCCCAACGCCUCCAAAGGACGAUCCGCCGGCUGAACUCAAGGACCUCCAGCGCGCUCGUGUGGGCCGGAGUAAUUUUGCCCAGGUGUGCUUCUAUCCGGGCUUUGAUGACGCCAUUUCCGGUUGCUAUGUGCGAGUGAACAUUGGGCCGAACCGGGACACCGGCCUUAAUGAGUAUCGGAUUUGCCUGAUCAAGAGGUUCACCGAGGGGCGACCAUAUGGAAUGGAAGGAGCCAACGGGCGUACGUUUGCUACGAACCAGUACGCCGUGCUCGCCCAUGGCAAGUCUGAACGCGAGUUCCCCUUUGUGGCUUGCUCGGACUCCCCCUUUACCGAGACGGAGUUCAAUCGAUACCGCCAGACUAUGAUCGUGGAGGAUUGUAAGAUGGCUACCAGGUCGAUGCUGCUGGACAAGGUGGCAGAUAUCAACCGCUUGCUGAACCACAAAUUUACCAACGAGGAACUGAACGAAAAGCUGCGCAAACAAGGAUCCCUGGAUACCAAGAUGCUCUUGUUCAAGCGGAUGGAGCUCGAGAAGAAAAUCAAAUUGGCCCAAGCUGCGGGUGAUGAUGACGAAUUGGAACAAUUGCAGAAGGAGAUGGCGAGCAUGUCCACGCCAAAACCCGCCACCAGCAGCGCUCCGAAGCCGCGUGCCGAGAAGGCGUCCGAGCAUGAUCGCCUCCUGGAGCUGAACCUGCGCAAUCAGCGACUCAACUACGAAAAUGUUCGACGUGCGCAGAUCGAGGAGAGAAAGGCCAGCCGCAAGGCGGCGGCGGCGGUCGCCCGAGGAGAGACCACGGCGAAUCCUUUCCUACGCGUUCGCACCUUGGCCAAGACUCACCAUGACGCGAAUAGCACGCCCAAGUCCGAAGACACAGAAAGCCGGGAUGGGACUCCUGCCACCGGUUCCAACACGCCGUCUAAAACCGGUACCCCCAACCGAAGCAAUACUCCGUCUGGCUCCCAGACGAAGACAAACAAAGGAGGAGUUGCCACGAUCCGCCAUCGGAAUCGCGAUGAUGAGAACAUUGCUGCGUUGGAUUUGGACCUCGACAUUGAGAUCUAGGUUUUCUUUCUUUCUCGUUCUCUUUCCCCCAUUUAUUUUCUCUGUCUUCUUCUUUUUCUCCCACCACAUACGGACAAAUUAUUCCAAGGGAUUGCUGUCAGCGGCCUAGCGUGUAGGCUCACGGGGAAGUCCUAGCAGCUUGAGACGAUACUAGAGCAUCUGAUACAGCAUCGGAUCAUGCAUCUUUUGCGAUAGGAUGGUGUUUUAUUGGCGUUGCAUUAUACUUACCGUCGGGAAUGUACUAUCAAAAAUUAUAUUAUUAUAU